This is a messenger RNA of Aspergillus novofumigatus IBT 16806, 1008 nucleotides long. RefSeq lists its product as uncharacterized. Gene Ontology annotation, cellular component: Golgi apparatus. The record is from RefSeq and is a predicted model, not a curated record. The coding region runs from base 1 to 1008 and encodes 335 amino acids. The transcript is spliced from 4 exons. Lineage: Eukaryota; Fungi; Ascomycota; Eurotiomycetes; Eurotiales; Aspergillaceae.
AUGUAUAUUCCAAAUUCUAUGUGGACGUGGUCCUUUGUCAUCGUCACUUUCAUCCAGACUGUCAUAACUCUCGCGCUAGAAUGUUACAUUUUCGCCAACUACCAGAGCCAGCUUAAAGAAAAAGCCGAGGUUGUCACCGCAUCAAAAACGAUCCCUAUUUUCUUAGCGCUCUACAGCUUUGGAUUCCUAUAUGAGCUGGUGCUUGUAUACGAUGCCUUGCGGAUGAAAAACACGAUUCAGGUCAUUGGUUUAUGUCUUUGCAACAUUGGACUCUUGAUCUACGGGGCAGUGCAGGUUCAGCAGGUGAAGGAGGCUGUCUCCAUUCUGACCGACAAUACGGCUAUCAAUAUGGACGUAUGGGGAGAAACCGAGCCUUUCUUGAUCAUCAUUCCAUGCGUCGUGGCGAUGGGUACGGUUCUCAUGGUGAUGGUUGCAUGGAAACUUUAUGAUGAAUUUGCAUGGUCAAUCUACAAGCAUAUCAGUGCUGAUCUGCGAAUGAAGCGUCGCUAUCUCACAUAUCAGAUCUAUGUCGCACUUCUCAAAUUUGAUUUUUUCUUCUUCCUCGGGUUCACGGUGCAGUUCGUCGUUAUCGUCACCGAUAAAGCCGACAUUGAAUUCUCUCUGACCCUAGCUGCUAUACCUGUGACGAUUUUGAUUCUGGUUUGCGCGGCGAUAUUUGUUCGACGUGAGAGCUCAAUCGGAAUGAUCAUCAUCAUCCUUCUUUACUUUGCAGCUAUGGCCUAUUUCCUAUUCAAGCUUGUGCGCAUGUACCAACCAGAAACUUACAAGGACUACCUGCCUGCCCGGCGAUCACUCACGUUCUUUGCUGUCAUCACGAUUGCUCUCAUCAUCAUGACUAUCAUCAACGCUUGCAUGUGCAUGCACAAUUUCCACAAGGGUCUGAAGCCCCAUAUCAACAAAAGAAAGUCGAGCAAGGAGGCGGAGAAGACCACCGAGCUGUCCUCGAAUGUGGCUGGCGCGAUACCCAGUCGAAUGAUGAUUGAUUAA